CUCUUUGUCUUCACCUCCUUUCACAUAUGGCGGACGUUGCAGCUGCACCCGGACACGCCGAGGCCGUCUCCACCAAGGUCGACGUCCCGCUCGAUCUGAUCAAGCUGUCGUUGGACGAGCGCAUCCUCGUCAAGAUGCGCGGCGACCGCGAGCUCCGAGGACGCCUUCAUGCUUAUGACCAGCAUCUUAACAUGAUCCUCAGCGAUGUCGAAGAGACCGUCACAACCGUCGAAAUUGACGAGGAAACGUUCGAGGAAAUGGUCAAGACAACCAAGCGAGAGGUCCCCAUGCUGUUUGUCCGAGGAGAUGGUGUUAUUCUGGUUUCGCCUCCUUUGCGAGCACAAUAACUGAUCUGAAUGGAAAACGAUGCUUUGGAUGUUUUUUUUUUUUUUUUGCUUUUUGUAUUGUGUUUGCUGAUGCAUUGUUCGCCACAGCAUUAAAAACAACAAACCCAUACUGAA
This is a messenger RNA of Capsaspora owczarzaki ATCC 30864, 461 nucleotides long. RefSeq lists its product as hypothetical. Gene Ontology annotation, cellular component: U4/U6 x U5 tri-snRNP complex; precatalytic spliceosome; catalytic step 2 spliceosome. NCBI's taxonomy places the organism in Eukaryota, Filasterea, Ministeriida, Capsasporidae. The transcript has 3 exons. Gene Ontology annotation, molecular function: RNA binding. Bases 27 to 347 code for a protein of 106 amino acids. The record is from RefSeq and is a predicted model, not a curated record. Gene Ontology annotation, biological process: mRNA splicing, via spliceosome; P-body assembly.